This is a messenger RNA of Pestalotiopsis fici W106-1, 2460 nucleotides long. RefSeq lists its product as uncharacterized. Gene Ontology annotation, biological process: glucan catabolic process. NCBI's taxonomy places the organism in Eukaryota, Fungi, Ascomycota, Sordariomycetes, Amphisphaeriales, Sporocadaceae. Gene Ontology annotation, molecular function: beta-glucosidase activity. The transcript has 4 exons. The coding region runs from base 1 to 2460 and encodes 819 amino acids. The record is from RefSeq and is a predicted model, not a curated record.
AUGAGGGUAGGACGAGGUCUAUCUGCGGUCGCAGCCCUUUCGGGCCUGUCCGUAAGUCUUGCACAAAACUCAUCGUCCUCAGCUUCGGUCACCCCUCCUUUAUUGGCCGAUGGCUACAUUGAUCUCGGACCCGCGAGCGAUGCCUUUGAAAAGGCAAAGGCUUUCGUCGACAGCCUUACCAACGAGGAAAAGGCCAAGAUCAUUGUCGGCUCGAGCUUCACUGGCAACGUCUCGUGGACCCCUCUCGCCAGCAAGGAUGGAGUUCCUGGUAUCAACAUGGCUCUCUUUGUGUCCGGCUUCCCCAUGCCCAACGCUGCGACCAUGACAUGGAACCGCGACUUGUUCCAGCAGCAGUUCAAGGCCACUGGUGAGGAGUUCUACGACAUGGGUUACAACCUGAUCCAGGCCUUUGUCGCUAGUCCCCUCGGCCGUGACCCUUACGGUGGACGUGCCAAUGAGGGUUUCUCGCCUGACCCCUACUUGACCGGUAUUCUCUUCGGCAAGGGAGUCGAGGGAAUGAGCUCUGCUGGUGUUAUCCCCGUUGGACGUCACUACCUGCUCAACGAGCAGGAGACCAACAGAAUGGGAGGUGGCUACUCCUCCAACGCAGACGACAAGACCAUCCAAGAGGUCUACCUUUGGCCCUUUGCCGAUGCCGUCAAGGCGGGUCUGAUGGCCGUCAUGUGCGGCAUGAACAGGGUCAACGGCACCCUUGCCUGCGAGAACUCUGACAUUUUGAACGGCUACCUCAAGACGGACGCUGGCUUCCCCGGUCUGGUGCUGCCCGAUGUUGGGUCCCAGUCGACAUCGUACGGCUCUGCCAACUCUGGUCUCGAUUUGGGAUCCAGCCAGUACUGGAGCCAGACCACCAUUCUCGACGGUAUCGAGAGCGGCGAGCUAUCGCAGGGCCGUCUCGAUGACAUGGCUAUCCGCAACGUCAUUGGUUACUACUACGCCGGUCUCGAUGCCGGCAGCCAGCCCAAGCAGCCAUCGGCGACCGAGAUGCGCGACGUGCGUGGCAACCACUCUGACAUUAUUCGCCAGGUUGCCAACGAGGCCAUCAUUCUCCUCAAGAAUGACAAUGAGAAUGGUCGUGGUCUACCCCUAAACAAGCCGCGAACCAUCUCCCUCUACGGUUCCCACGCUGGUCCCUGCAUGGCUGGCCCCAACCAGCAGUUCUCGGUUGCCGGUACACCCGCUGACACCUACGCUGGUCAUCUCGCAACUGGUGGCGGUUCUGGACAAGCAUCUUUCCCCUACCUCUUGACGCCUUUCGAGGUCCUCAACGUGCGUGCCUCUCAAGAGGGCUCCAUGCUCUGGUGGAUCUUGAACAACACCUACACUGCCCCCGAGUUCUCUGGCUUCCCCGGAGGCGGCGGCGGCGGCGGCGGCAAUGGCUCUUUCCCAGGCGGCGGUGGUGAUGGAGGCGGCUUCCCCGGUGGCGGUGGCGGUGGUGGUGACUUCCCCGGCAACGGUACCAACCCAUACGGUAAUGGAUCUUUCCCAGGAGGUGGCGGUGGCGGCGGCGGCGGCGGCGGCGGUUUCCCUGGAGGCGGAGGCGGUGGUUUCGGUUUCGGAGGCACUGGCUCGACCCCCUCGUUUGUUGCCUACUCUGCCAACUCGGAAGUCUGUAUCGUCUUUAUCAACUCGGCUUCGGGAGAGGGUGCGGAUCGCACGGAACUGGCCAACGCGGAGCAGGACCUCAUGGUGAGCACGAUUGCAGACAACUGCAACAACACGGUCGUGGUGGGCAACUUUGCCGGACCCCGGGUGCUCGAUGCCUGGGCCACCCACCCCAACGUCUCGGCCAUCCUGUACUCGGGUCUCUUGGGCCAGAACAGUGGACAGGCCAUCUCGGACGUGUUGCACGGCGACGUGAACCCCAGCGGCAAACUUACCCACACCAUUGCCAAGCAGGCCGAGGACUACCCGACACCGACGUGCAUGGAGACCGAGUGCGACUUUGACGAGGGGGUCUUUAUCGACUACCGCUGGUUCCAGUCCAACGACGAUCUGGUGCGCUACCCCUUCGGCCACGGUCUGAGCUACACAACAUUUAGCUACGGCGACGUGACUGUGUCUGUGACGGACCAAGACGCCCUUGACUCGCGCUACUCGACGGGUACCCCGACUCUUGGUGGCUACAGCGACAUGUACGACGAGGUGCUGACAGUGAGCACGACGAUUGAGAACACGGGCGGCGUCGACGGCUCCGAGGUUGCGCAGCUGUACAUCACGUUCCCCGAUGAGGCCGAGGAGCCCGCGCGCGUCCUGCGCGGCUUUGAAAAGGUUGCCAUCGCCGCCGGUGAGACAGCCGACGUCACCAUCAGUGUCCGCCGCCGUGAUGUCAGCUACUGGGAUACCGUCGCGCAGAAGUGGGCCAUUGCCACCGGCGAGUACACUCUCGCUGUUGGCUCGUCGAGCGUCGAUAUCAGAGGCUCAACGACCUUGACCAUUUAG